CUCUUUUUAUGAUGCGGACAACCAAUCGUAACACCGAAUGCGUGCCACUCGCCCACUCUCUCUCUCCCUUGAAAUCCUUAUAAAAAUACGUCGAUCCCUUUGUGCCUCUCUUUCUUUUAUCAUACCUCUUUUCACCUAUUGUAUAUCUUGUUUUCAUGCGGUCUUUACCAUUAUUACCAUCAUUACUGCUCACUGUAGUAAUAUCACUUAUUGCGACAACAGUGAAAGCACAACCGAAUCCUCACUAUGUAGCGUUGUUGAACGACUCCAUGUGGUUCUAUGAAGCACAACAAAGCGGACGACUCCCUUCAACACAUCGUGUACCUUGGCGAGGUGACUCAGCACUCAAUGACGGUAGCGAUAACAACAUAGACUUGGUGGGCGGUUAUUACGAUGCAGGAGACUAUCUCAAGUUCACGUUACCACUAUCCCAUUCUAUUGCAUUAAUUGCAUGGGGAGGCAUUGAAUGGUUCGAUGGCUAUCAAAAAGCCAACCAAACCGAGUACCUCCGUAACACGGUCCGGUGGGGAACGGACUGGCUCAUGAAAGCGCAUCCUAGCGACAAUGAGCUCUACGUCCAAGUGGGUGAUGGCGAGAUUGACAACAAUUAUUGGGGACCUGACACGGGUAUACCCUCGGACCGCCCGUCGUACAAAAUCACAUCCGACGCGCCAGGCACCGAUAUUGCAGCACUCACUGCAGCCGCCUUUGCAGCCUCUUCCUAUUUAUUUCGAAACCAGCUAAACGACACCAGCUAUGCCGACGCGUUGCAAAGCCAUGCCGAGUCGCUGUACAACUUUGCCGAGACCGCACAGCCCAUGCAACUGUACACAGAAGCCGUUUCCGCAUCCAAAGACUAUUAUGAAGCCACAACCUACACAAGCCCACUCGUGUUUGCUGCGCUGUGGCUUUUCCGUGCCACUGGCAACACCAGUUACCGGGACAAGGCGUCAAACUACUUUGAUCAGUUCAAGUUGGGGUCAAUGCAGGUGGAUGUCAUGGAUUGGAGUGACCAGACCGGUGCGGUGUAUGUCCUGGGUGCCCAAUUGGAUGGGAGCAAUACGAAAUACAAGGAUGCAGCCAAAAAGUAUCUCGAUACUCUGAUCAACGGUGGUGAUCCCUGUUCCUAUACCAGUGGUGGAUUGUUAUGGUGUGGCGGUGAUAGCGAUCUCAAUUCGUUGGUCCCUGCACAGGACACGGCCCUGUUGGCGUUGUUGUAUGGCAAGAUUGAUUCACCCGAAGCGGAUUAUACCGACUUUGCCACUAGUCAGAUCAAGUACAUGUUGGGUGACAAUCGCAUGCUGACGCCCUAUGUAUGCGGUGUGCAUAUGAAUUCGCCACACAACCCACACCAUGCUGGUGCAUCGGGCGGCACAGAUAUUAGCAACAUUGAAACCUCUCCACCCGAAGAAAAGUAUCUUUUAUAUGGAGCCAUUGUCGGUGGACCAGAUCAAGAAGAUAAGUUUUAUGACGAACGCAACGACUGGGCCCAGACCGAAGUGGCUUUGGAUUACAAUGCACCGUUCUUGGGCCUUAUUGCACGACAACUUAGUGCGGACACGACCGAAGACCCGCCGUAUGUCAGUAUCACAGAACCAAGACCCUAUGUCACUCGCUCGGUUCGUCUGGAGAAAUGGCUGGUAGCCGUGAUUGUCAUUGUCUGUAUUUUUGUUGUUGCUGGCUUACUCUACCUGUGUUGGUGCAAACGGCAUGCGAUGGCUAAUUCUUGGCGAGCAAAACAAAAUAACAAGGCUGAAGCUGUAUAGAGCUAGUACUACUACAUAGGGUUUGUUUUUCUUUUUGUUUAGAGUAAUUACCACUUAUUACAUCCUCGAAAAAAAUGUUUCUUUUUAUGUAGUUUUGUAAAUUACUCAAAAUUGUUAUAAAUUUAAUUUCGAAAGAUAUUCUUUCUAU
This is a messenger RNA of Zychaea mexicana, 1914 nucleotides long. Its product is annotated as Six-hairpin glycosidase-like protein. The transcript has 8 exons. Gene Ontology annotation, molecular function: hydrolase activity, hydrolyzing O-glycosyl compounds. Bases 156 to 1766 code for a protein of 536 amino acids. The record is from RefSeq and is a predicted model, not a curated record. NCBI's taxonomy places the organism in Eukaryota, Fungi, Mucoromycota, Mucoromycetes, Mucorales, Lichtheimiaceae. Gene Ontology annotation, biological process: carbohydrate metabolic process.